AUGAGCAGCCAGGAUACAGAAGGAGAAGAACAAGUAGCUAUAGAUCGUGCAGCACAGCGUGACACUCACCUAACCGCUUGGUUUAAGUUAAAUGCUGAAAAUAAUGAAGCACGUCAGUAUUCUUAUAUUGAAAUUCCAUAUCACUUUGUUUUUGGUAAAAAUUGCAUGUGGAAAGUAAGACAAAGAGGUAGUGAUAAGGUGGUUGUUCGAAUGUAUAAAAUCAGUUCAUUUUGCGAAUUAUUUUUUCUCAGAUUGUUACUUUUGCAUGUAAAAGGUGCAAAGUCUUUUGAGGAUUUGCGGAUAUUUGCGGAUUUGAGGAUAUUAAAUGAUAAUCAACGUAAUGUAGCUGAUGCGAUCCUUGCUGCACUAAGUGUGGAACCUACUAAUGAAAAUAAGCAUUCAAGGUUGUUUUUUAUGGAUGGGCCUGCCGGUUGUGGUAAAACAUUUACUUACAAUUAUUUAAUUUCUGAAACUCAGAGCAGGCAUAUUAGAACUGCAACAGCUGCAUGGACAGGAAUAGCUGCAACUCUUCUCAAAAAUGGGUGCACAAUGCAUGGCUUAUUCAAACUUCCUGUUCCAAUUUUGGAAACUAGCACAUGUAAUGUAACUCCAAACUCUAUUCAUGGUAGAUUCCUGAGACAAAUCAGUUUGUAUUUACUUGAUGAAGCAUUUAUGAUACCCAAAUAUGCUUUGAGUGCCAUUGAUAAGCUAUUACAAGAUAUUUGUAAUAACAACUUUCCUUUUGGUGGUAAGGUUAUUCUUAUGGGUGGAGACUUCAGACAAAUACUUCCAGUUGUGAAGCGAGGUCGACCAGCAGAAGUUAUAGAAUCAUGUUUAAAAUGUUCUGAACAUUGGCAAUAUGUGCAAAGGUUCUCAUUAACUGUAAAUAUGAGGGUUCAGAUAGAAGAAGAGGAAUUUUCUCAAUGGCUUUUAAAGCUUGGAAGUGGAACAUUACCUGUCAAGCCUGAAGAUCCUUUGCGAGGGUGUAUUGAAAUACCUGAGCAGUGCUUUCUCAGUGAUAAUGAAUCUAUUGUGGCGAAGAUUUUCGGUGGUGCAGAAGAAGCUGAUUAUGCAAAACGUGCUAUUUUAACGCCAACAAAUGUUGAUUCAUUGGCAAUAAAUGAAGAAGUCCUUCAUCGUUUACCCGGUGAUGUGAAAACAUAUUUAAUCGAGUUUUUAAAUAGUUUAACUCCAUCAGGUAUGCCUGUUCAUUGCCUAAAAUUAAAAAUUGGUGCUGUUAUAAUGCUACUUAGAAAUUUUGAUCUCAAAGGUGGACUUUGUAAUGGAACCCGUUUGAUGGUGGGGGCAUUACACAACAAUUAUAUUGAUGGUGAGGUUUUAACAGGUGUAUCAGCUGGUAACAGGGUAUUUGUUCCUUGA
Hydra vulgaris (swiftwater hydra) is the source of this 1380-nucleotide messenger RNA. NCBI's taxonomy places the organism in Eukaryota, Metazoa, Cnidaria, Hydrozoa, Anthoathecata, Hydridae. The record is from RefSeq and is a predicted model, not a curated record.